Symbiodinium sp. CCMP2456 is the source of this 1575-nucleotide messenger RNA. Lineage: Eukaryota; Dinophyceae; Suessiales; Symbiodiniaceae. The record is from the annotation of a GenBank genome assembly.
AUGCAAGGCACCCAAGGCAUGGAAAGCAUGGGAGACGGCAGCAUGGGAAACCCAGCCAAUGGAGCGAACGGAAUGGCUGGUGGGUGUGGCUGUGGCGGCUGCGGUGGAUGCGGCUGUGGCUGCGGCUGUGGACCCUGCUGCGGAGGUUGUUGCGGGUUUCCAUGCGGAGGAAUGAUGGCCAUGCCGAUGAUGGGCAUGCCAAUGAUGCCCAUGAUGAACCCUAUGAUGGGGCUCAUGGCCGGCAUGGCCAGCAUGGCCAACAUGGCUAAAGCUGCCAAGGCAAAGAAGAAGGCCCCCGAGCCUGAGGAAAAGAAAGAGGAGGAAAAGGAAGCCGCACCAGCCGUGGAAGCUUUCAACCCAGAGGAGCUGCAAAAGCGCCUGCUCAUGGCCCAGUCACAGCGCUUCGCCGAGGUGGCGAAGCAGGACCAGGACGAUGAGGAGAAGAGCCAGGAUGAUGGUGAGCAUUCAGACAGCGGCAGUGAGAAAAGUGAAAAGAGCGAAGCUGAAGGAGGAAAAGAGGAGAACGAUGCCAAGAAGUCGGAGGACGAGCCGAUGAGCGAGGACGAAGCUCCGCCACCUCCGCCAGAGCCUCCCCAACCGCCUCCGCAACAACCGGAAAAAGCUCCCCAACCCAUCGAACCCCAAGACCCCUCACCGGCCCAAGCGCAGAAGGGUCCGGCCCCAGCCCCAGCCCCAGCCCCAGCACCAGCACCCCCUCAACCCCCGCAGGAACCCACCAAGCAGGCCAACGCGGGUAAGGCUCCUUCGGCCCCGCCGCAAAAGGCUCCUUCGGCUCCUUUGACAUGGCCGGGCCCUCCUCCAAACACUGACAGAAUGGACCCGCGAAUGCAGGAAACCCUGCAAAAGCUCCAAGCGCUCCAAGGAGGAGCGCUGGGACAGGAGGAGCAGAAAGCCAGGCGUAUGAAGGCUGCGACUGCGGCAGCCGAGGAGAUCAAGAUGUCUCUGGAGAUGAAGAGCUCCGAGCCUGGCUCCGAGUCAAAAGACUCAAAGGAAAAAGACAACGACGGCAACGACGGUUCGGAGAAAGGCUCCGACACAGCCAUGGGUGUCGUUAUCCAUUGGAGCGGCGUCAGAGGUUUUGGAAUUCUGCGUUCGCAGACUCAUGGUGAGGUCACUGUCAAUGCCAAGGCUCUCAUGAACACCUCCGAGCUGGCCGUCGGGGACGUUGUCACUUUCGAGCUGGGCUUUGACAAGAAGAAGAACAAACCGGAGGCCAACAGCGUCUACAAGUCCGGUGCAGGUGGUCAGAAGUCCAGUGGUGACCGCAGUGACGCGGCGAGGACAUCCACCAGCAGUUCAGCGCCUGGCACUGCCAGCAACGGCCAGUCCAAGGCAGAUGCCAAAAGUGAGAAAGCAAAGGAUGCCAAGGAGAGCAAGGAGAAGGAGAGUAAGGAGAAGGAGAGGAAGGAGAGCAAGAAGGAGAAGAGUCAGAAGAGGAAGUCGCGCUCACGACGGAAGUCUUCUUCCUCCUCCUCGUCCUCCUCUUCGUCUUCCUCCCGCAAGCGGAGGAGAAAGUCUCGCUCCCGAUCCCGCUCACGUCGCCGUCGGCGGUGA